AUGGCAAUCGACAUCCAGGAAGUUGAGUUCAAGACCAUUGAUGGUCUAACUUUGCGUGGCGACCUGUACAAUGCUGCAGUGUCGUCCGGAAAGGGACCUGCGGUCAUUAUAACACCGGGUUUCAAUUGCGUCAAAGAGAUGUUUGUACCAGAUGUAGCCGAGCAGUUCCAGAAGAACGGCAUCACAGCACUGAUCUAUGACCCGCGAACGCUCGGCCUGAGCGAUGGGUUGCCGCGCAACGACAUCGAUCCAGCGAGACAAGUAUCCGACUACUCCGACGCAGUCACUUUCGUCAAGAGUCUUCCAAACGUCGAUCCUUCAAGGAUUGGUAUCUGGGGUAUGUCGUUCAGCGGUGUCAUUGCACUGUCCGCUACAGCUCUGGACCCACGCAUUCGCUUCUGCAUCGCUAUCUGCCCGCUCUUGAACCUCGAAUACGAAGCAUCCAAGUUUCCCAAAGUGCUUGCCAAAGUCCAACAAGACCGGGAGUCGCAGCUCACAGGGAACAAACCUCUAUAUGUCCCAGUGUUGACGGCUGAGGGCAAGAACCCCGCUGGGAUGGGGUUGGGAGCAGACAAGGAGGAGUUUGACUAG
Messenger RNA from Alternaria incomplexa, 591 nucleotides. RefSeq lists its product as uncharacterized. NCBI's taxonomy places the organism in Eukaryota, Fungi, Ascomycota, Dothideomycetes, Pleosporales, Pleosporaceae. The record is from RefSeq and is a predicted model, not a curated record. Bases 1 to 591 code for a protein of 196 amino acids. The transcript has 2 exons.